Molecule: messenger RNA, 1125 nt
Organism: Symbiodinium sp. CCMP2456
Lineage: Eukaryota; Dinophyceae; Suessiales; Symbiodiniaceae
Source: the annotation of a GenBank genome assembly
AUGCUUCUCUGUUGGGGCAAGCAGGACUGGGUCGCAGCGACCGCAGCGUUGUCGCGCGAAAGGCGUGGCGACGCGGGCUACACCUUCGGCCUCAGCUCUUCGGAGGAUCACAAGGGACUCCUGACAGCGCAGAAGGACAAUGCCUACCGAGUCUCCACGGAAGGCAGCUUUCUCUCCGGACACUACAACACGGUGUUGGGAGAUCAGGAGAUCCCUUCGUCCGGCCGCUCCUACUGGGAGGUCAAGAUCGUGACCAAACCUUCCGACGCAUGGGAGUUCAUAGGCGUCGCCGAACCAACAGCAGACGUGACAAUGCCGCUUCACAAGAACAAGAAGGGCAAGGGAUGGUUUUGGGGCGGCGACUGGAGCGAAUCCUUCAUCUACACUUUCAUGGAAAUGAAGCCGGGCAUGAACGACAAGAAAAUGGUCUGCAAGGAAGGCAUGUCCUCACCGCUGCCGCCCAUCAGCCCUCGACCCAUCUACUCAGCAAGCUCAGCCGCAUCUGCAGCGAGCGGAUCGACUCGAAGGGCGGCCGAUCGUCUACCGGCGCUGGAUAGCAUGUCACAGAUGUCAGCUCGCAUCCAGGCUCUGUCCAAGCAGCAGGUGGAGCUGAAGCGUGAGAUCAAGGAGGCCAGAUCACUGGAAACGCCCCCACCGUCCGAGAGGGUCUCCGAGAAGCUGUGCCCGGCAUCUCGCGGCUCCCGCGGCUCCCGCGGCUCCCGCUCUCUGCCGAUCGAGCCGCGGGGCGGGGAACGGCGAAGCUGGGGCAAAGGAAUUGGGAAGGACAGCUCGAAGGGCAGCUCGAAGGGGAGCUCGCAGAAAGGACAGCAUUGGAAGCCGACAGGUCGGGUGUCUGGAGAACCAGGGGGCUUGGGCGGCAGAGCCGACAGAGUGGCUCGGGCUGCGCGGCCGCCGCCGGCCACUGCCGUGAGAACGUACGACGAUCGCGGCAUCCCCAACUUCCGAUCGCGUCAUGAAGACAUGAAAGCCGAAUGGGCAGGGAAGUGGGGUGACGGCGACGAGGAUUGGGGUGAAUGGGGCGAGUGGGAUGAGUGGGAUGAGGACGGAGACUGGGGCUGGGACGAAGGUUGGGAUGACGGUUGGGAAGGUGGAUAUGGAUGGUGA